UUUAGGGCUUGCGAGGGAGGAAUGUCGUUUGUGCGGGCGCUCAAGCGCGUGUCCAGAUUCUCGUGGGCCACUGGAAGAUUGGAAUCAAGCUCUGGAAUUGAUCGCUGCGCGAUUCCAUUCCAAGCUUUGGUUUUGGGAAGGAAUGCUGAUCGUUUGAGCAGCUCUUCCAGGAGAAAGUGUCUUACCAGAGAGCCCUGGACUCGAGGCUCCAACUUAACGCGCGAGAGAUGCCUCGGAUGCGAGUUUUCGUUCCGGCCAGUGCGUUUCAUGUGCAAAGACGCUGGCGUUGAAGACGAGAAGGAGUCACAUAAACACAAGGCUUCUCACGAGAGCAAGAAGCAGAAAGAAAAAGAGGAGGACGAUGAGAAACGGCGUGUUCUCAAUGCGGCUCUUACGUAUGUUCCUACUUUGGGAUGGACAGAGGCCGCCAUUGCAGCGGGAGCAAGAGACGUAAAUCUAUCGCCCGCGAUCCUUGGAGCCUUUCACAGGAAAGAAGCUGCUCUCGUGGAAUACUUCAUGGAUGAAUCGCUGGACGAACUUACGGACGCUGUUGAAGAGCAAAGCGAGGAGCUCGAGAAGCUGGUGCUGCAUGAGAGAUUGGCGAAAGUCAUCCGCAUUCGUCUCGAGAUGCAAGCUCCUUAUAUUUCCAAGUGGGCUCAAGCUUUGAGUAUCCAAGCGAAUCCCAUUAACCUUCCUGUCGCGAUGAAACAACGAGCCGUGCUAAUGGACGAGAUCUGGCACUCCGUCGGAGACAGAUCCACGGACUGGGAUUUCUACUCCAAGCGAGCGAUCCUCGGCGGAGUCUACACAGCAGCAGAGGUUUACAUGCUCACAGAUUACUCUCCCGGAUUCAGGGAUACUUGGACUUUCACGCAACGCCGGAUCAUCGACGUGAUCGAUUGUAGGAAAACUGCCAAGGAGGCAGCUCAAUUGGCACAGGCCAUCGGUGCGGGAUUGGGCAACACCAUAGCUACCUUCUUGAAGCAACCACGGCCUGGACCGUGAGAAAAAAAAAACGCAAAAAAAGCGAGAAAGAACUCGUAAGAAUCGAUAGAAGAGAUAGAGAGGAUAGAAAACUAUCUUAUGCUCGAUAGUUCUACAAUACGUGGCCAUUUUAUUGGUAUC
This is a messenger RNA of Selaginella moellendorffii, 1125 nucleotides long. RefSeq names its product ubiquinone biosynthesis protein COQ9-B, mitochondrial. Gene Ontology annotation, molecular function: lipid binding. The transcript has 10 exons. NCBI's taxonomy places the organism in Eukaryota, Viridiplantae, Streptophyta, Lycopodiopsida, Selaginellales, Selaginellaceae. Gene Ontology annotation, biological process: ubiquinone biosynthetic process. The record is from RefSeq and is a predicted model, not a curated record. Bases 22 to 1005 code for a protein of 327 amino acids. Gene Ontology annotation, cellular component: mitochondrial inner membrane.